Messenger RNA from Nannospalax galili (Upper Galilee mountains blind mole rat), 897 nucleotides. RefSeq names its product keratin-associated protein 10-1-like. Gene Ontology annotation, cellular component: keratin filament. Bases 1 to 897 code for a protein of 298 amino acids. NCBI's taxonomy places the organism in Eukaryota, Metazoa, Chordata, Mammalia, Rodentia, Spalacidae. The record is from RefSeq and is a predicted model, not a curated record. The transcript is spliced from 2 exons.
AUGGCCACCUCUACCAUGUCCGUCUGCUCCGAUGCCCGCACUGAGUCCUCUUGGCAGGUGGAAGACUGUCCAGAGAGCUACUGUGAGCCCUGCUGUGACCCCAGCUGCUGUGUCCCCUGCUGUUCCCCCAGCGGCUGCCAGUCCAGCUGCUGUGCCCCAGCCCCCUGCCUGACCCUCAUCUGCACCCCAGUGAGCUGUGUGUCCAGCCCCUGCUGCCAAUCCACCUGCCCCAGCUCCUGCACACCAUGCUGUCAACAGUCCAGCUGCAGCUCCUCCCCCUGCCAACAGUCCUGCUGUGUGCCCCUCUGCUGCAAGCCUGUCUGCUGCACACCAGUCUGCUGUAAACCUGUCUGCUGUGAGCUCGUCUGCUGUGGGUCUUCCUCAUCCUGCGGCCAACAGUCCAGCUGCCAGACCUCGGGCUGCAGCUCCUCCCCCUGCGGCAGCUCCUCCCCCUGCUGUGUGACCCUCUGCUGCAAGCCCCUCUGCUGCAAGCCCGUCUGCUGCAAGCCCCAGUCUAGCUGCCAGCCCUCAAGCUCCCAGUCGUCCUGCUGUGUGCCCCUCUGCUGCAAGCCCGUCUGCUGCAAGCCCGUCUGCUGCACACCAGUCUGCUGUGAACCUGUCUGCUGUGAGCCCCUCUGCUCUGGAUCCCCCUGCGGCCAGCAGUCUAGCUGCCAGCCCUCAAGCUCCCAGUCGUCCUGCUGUGUGCCCCUCUGCUGCAAGCCCGUCUACUGCAGACCCUGCUCCAGCGUGUCCCUGCUCUGCCGCCCCGUGUGCAGACCCGCCUGCUGCGUGCCCGCCUCCUCCUGCUGUGCCUCCUCCUGCCAGCCCAGCUGCUGCCGCGGGUCCUCCUCUGUGUCCCUGCUCUGCCGCCCAGCCUGCUCCAGCCAGGCCUGCUGA